UAAGUGGAGAACGGAUUGAUUUUCAUUUAUAACCUCGAGCAAUUUGGUUUUUUCUUCUAUAUUCAGGUUGUGCCGAUAGAACCCCUCGUUAUAGCGAUGCAACGUUACAUAUCGACGACAACUUCACUCGGCAUUCGAUCCAUAAAAACCAGUUCGAACGGAAACAAAACAAACAGAGAUCUUUCUAAAGACAAAAAGCGAAUAAUUGAAUCAUCGUUAAAAGCAGUGCAUCAAUUAAAAUUCUUUCCAUUUUUUCUCAAAUGAUAGUACACCAAAUUUCUUGAAGCACACAGAAACAAAUAUCGUGUUUGCUAUCGAGAGUUGGCGAAAAUCUAUCCCCACAAAUCUUCAAGAAAUUUGUACGAGGACGAGAAAAAUGGAGGAACAACCAACACCCUAUAGAUUCAACUGCAGAAAAUGCGAUCGGCCUGAUUCCGCGGAAGGCCAAAUGGUCGCUUGUGAUGUUUGUCAGAGAUGGGAACAUUUCGGAUGUGCCGGAGUUGAUGAAAAUAUAAAAAAACAUUCAUACGUGUGCAGCGAGUGUAAGAUGAAUAGGACUGGCACGAAACCGAAGCAGACAUUGAAGUUACCGGUUAAGAACGUCAAAACAACUUCCAGGGCAUCAUCGAAGAAGGGAGCUGCUAAAGCAGAUACUGAUCGUUCUAGUGUUAGUUCUGCAGCAAGACUAGCUAUGCUAGAAACUGAAUUGAAAAUCGUAGGCGAACAACAACAAUUGCAAGAGCAAGAACUUAACGCAGAGAAUGAGCUGAAGAAACGAGAAAUACAGGAGGCUGAGCGGCAAUUGGAGGAUAAAAAGAAAAUGUUGGAAGAAGAAAAAAGGUUGCGGGAGAAGAAACUGCAAGAAGAGAAAGAUUAUUACAACAAGCAGAAAUUGAUUCGUCGUCAGUCUAUGGAAAAGAAAAACGAAAUCAUAAAGCAAAUGUCCGAGUGCAGUAGCAAAGCAGGUUCGAUCGUCGAUCCAAGCGUGAAGGUAUCCUCAUGGCUUGAGCAACAGCAGUGCACCACCGUUCCGCCGACUAAACCAACUAACCCUGAGCCGCAGGUACCCCCCGUACUACUUCCACCGACAUCAAUCGCGGCUCUCGAGCCUGCGCCCAUUACAUCGCAAUGGGUUAAUUCAGGACCUAGCGUACCGAUGCCAAUACACUAUCAACCGGUGAACACUACAGCUGAAAACAAUCGGAUCCCGCACGAUCAUCUGUACAACCAUCUAGUUGCCCCAGGAAUGCUGAAUGCCAAUCAAUUGGCAGCACGACAGGUGCUGAACAAAGAUCUGCCAAAAUUCAAUGGCCGUCCCGAAGAUUGGCCUCUGUUUAUUACAAGCUAUGAGCAAUCGACGGAAGCAUGCGGAUAUACAGAGGUAGAAAAUCUCAUACGUCUUCAAAAAUGCCUCGAAUGCCACGCUCUGGAGUCGGUACGAAGCAAAUUACUCAUCCCAUCUAAUGUACCACAAGUGAUUCAAACACUACGCAUUCUGUACGGUAGACCGGAACUACUAAUCCGGUCCUUAUUGGAUAAAAUUCAUCACGUCCCAUCGCCUAAGCACGACCGACCGGAGACGAUCAUGGAGUUCGGAAUAUCCGUCCAAAACCUGGUUGAUCACCUGAUUGCAGCACGACAAGAUGAUCAUCUGACGAAUCCUAUACUUAUGCAGGAACUGGUGGAAAAACUACCGGGUUCACUGAGACUAGAUUGGGCUGCAUACAGAUCUCGACUUCCACGAGCUACACUGCGAUCCUUCGGUGAAUUCAUGUCGGGUCUAGUAACAGCUGCUAGUUUAGUAACAUACGAGCUUCCCAAACUUUAUAAAAUGUGUGACAAUGAUAGAAUGACAUUGAGAACUAGAGCAAUGAUUCAAACGCAUUCCUUAGAACCCGGGGCUCCCUUGGCAUCGCCCACUUACGUAGCAAGGGGAAAUAAGCUAAGCAAACCGUGUGCUUCUUGUGGUCGGGAUGGCCAUAGAGUAGCCGAAUGUCAAAAUUUCAUUGCUUUGGCGACGGACGAUCGAUGCAAGCUAGUACAGGAAAAGAACCUCUGUCGUACCUGUCUGAACAGUCAUGGGAAGUGGCCGUGCCGUUCAUGGAAGAGUUGCGAAGUGGAAGGAUGUCGUCACAAACACCACACCCUCCUCCAUUCGGUCAAUUCAAUUGGUGUGUCAGCUAGUCAUCUAUCAUCAUUCGUAGGUCAGUUCUACCUGUUUCGAAUGGUUCCUGUUGUAUUACACGGAGAGCAAACAAGUCAGAUGGUAUUUGCCUUUAUCGACGAAGGUUCUUCAGAAACGUUGCUGGAACAUUCAACUGCUAAAAGUUUGGGUUUGUCCGGCCCAAAAGAGCCGCUUGUUCUACAAUGGACAGGAAGUGUAACCCGUGAAGAAUAUCAUUCCCAACGGGUACAGCUGAAAAUAUCUGUAAAGGACAGUUCCUCCUAUCACGAUCUAAUAAAUGUGCGCACAGUCAGCCGCCUUACACUCCCGACACAAACGCUGAGAUAUCAAGAAAUGGCUAAGCGUUUUCCACAUUUACGUGGCUUGCCAAUAAAAGAUUACACUGCAGCGCAGCCAAAACUAUUGAUCGGACUAAAUAAUCUCGGUUUAUGUGUUCCCAGAAAACUACGAGAAGGCAGUCCUCAUGAACCCAUCGCUGUGAAGUGUCAACUUGGUUGGAGCAUUUAUGGCGGGUUCUCAGCUGAUCCAGCCCAACGCAUGACGGUCAACUUUCAUACAGUAGCGUCCUCUACCCCCGAUCAGUUAUUGAAUGAACAAUUACGUGACUAUUUCACCAUCGAAAAUAACAUGGUGGUCCCUCCGCUAGCGCAGCUCGAGUCCGAUGAUGAUAAACGGGCUAGAAUUCUACUAGAAACGACAACACAGCGUGUUGGACAGCGCUUCGAAACGGGUCUUCUCUGGAAGUCCGAUGUUAUAGAGUUUCCCGACAAUUACAGCAUGGCUUUGCGCCGUUUACAGUCUCUGGAGCGAAAAUUACAGAAAGAUCUUGAACUUGAGGCUCUAGUACGACAACAGAUAAGAGAUUAUUUGAAAAAGGGCUAUGCACACAAAGCCACAAACGAGGAAAUAUCAUCCAGCGAUAGCAGGCGGGUUUGGUACCUCCCUCUGGGAGUUGUGAUUAACCCAAAAAAACCCAACAAAAUCAGGCUAAUCUGGGAUGCUGCCGCAACAUUUAACGGGGUCUCGUUCAACUCCAAGAUUCUCAAAGGUCCAGAUCUCUUAACGCCUCUGCCCGCUGUGCUCACGCGUUUUCGACAACAUCCAAUAGCAAUAAGUGGAGACAUACGAGAGAUGUUUCACCAAAUCAGGAUACAGAAAAAUGAUCAGCAGUCACAACGAUUCCUGUGGAGGGAGAACUCAUCUGAACCACCUCAGAUCUACGUGAUGGAGGUUGCAACGUUUGGGUCCACGUGUUCCCCAGCGUCAGCCCAAUAUAUAAAAAACGUCAAUGCCCAAGAGUUCGCUAAUGAAUAUCCUCGGGCAGCAGAGGCGAUCCAGAAAAACCACUACGUGGAUGACUACCUGGAUAGCUUCCAGAAUAUGACUGAGGCGAUUCAGGUAGUCAAUGAAGUUAAAUUAAUACACACGAAAGGCGGAUUUGAAAUCCGAAAUUUUCUUUCAAAUUCGACUGAAGUUUUACGAGGAAUCGAUGGACUAUCAUCAGAAAGCACAAAAAAACUGCUAUUGAUGCGGGGUGAUUACACAGAAUCGGUACUCGGAAUGAAAUGGAUUCCAUCGGAAGAUGUUUUCACAUACACAUUCGCCCCUCGAGCUGACCUGGAACAUGUCUUCGUCGAUGGAUACAUUCCCACAAAACGGGAAGUGUUGAAGGUGGUAAUGAGUCUGUUUGACCCAUUGGGCUGCAUCUCGUUCUUUCUGAUCCACGGGAAAAUUAUUAUUCAGGAUGCUUGGACCUGUAAACUCGGUUGGGAUGAUCCGAUAGGUGACAGCCUUUUGGCGCGCUGGAAACAAUGGAUUGGACUCUUCAACACGCUUCCUCUUCUACGAAUACCUCGCAGUUACUUCCAGGCUGAUUCUCCAAUGAACUUCAAUGACCUCCAGUUGCACGUUUUUGUAGACGCCAGCGAGUCUGCGUAUUCGUGUGUUGCGUACUUCCGGUUGAAAAUUAACGAUCACAUCAACGUAGCGAUGGUAGCGGCCAAGACAAAGGUAGCCCCUGUAAAAUCACUCUCCAUUCCUAGACUGGAACUAAAGGCCGCAGUCGAAGGAAGUCGCUUGCUUGACUCAGUCAAAAGAUACCACACCCUGCCGAUUGCAAAAUCCUUUCUGUGGAGCGAUUCUAAGACUGUUCUAGCUUGGAUACAGUCUGAACAUCGUCGAUAUCACAAGUUCGUCGCCGUACGCGUAGGAGAAAUACUAUCGUCGAGCGAGGUGAACGAUUGGCGAUGGGUGCCCUCCAAAUUUAAUCCAGCCGACGAAGCUACAAAGUGGAAGAACGGAUCCAACAUCAAUACAAAUAAUUCUUGGUUUCAAGGGCCUAGUUUCUUGAAAAAAGAUGGAAAGUUUUGGCCAGAUCAACUACAAAUUUUCACCACACAAGAAGAAAUACGUUCCGUCCUUCCACAUUGGGUAGCCGUUUCCAUCGUAAAUCCGUCAAGAUUCAGUAAAUGGACGAUGAUGCUGAGAUCAUUAGCAUUCGUAUUCCGUUAUGUUCAAAACUUGAGACGGAAAAUAAAAGGAGAUCAACAAGUUUUCGGAGUUCUCACUCAAGACGAAUUGGAGAAGGCGGAACAGCUUCUUUGGAAAAUAGCUCAACACGACGUCUUCCAGGAAGAAAUUUCAGUACUGAUCGAAACCCAGGGUUCCCCAGAUCGCCAGCACCGCACGGUGGCUAAGUCGAGCAGAAUUUACAAACGAUGGCCUUUCCUCGAUCAAAACGGCGUUCUCAGAAUGCGUGGGAGAUUGGGCACUGCACCACAUGUGCCAUACGAAGCUAAGUACCCUACGAUUCUCCCUCAUCAACAUAGGAUAACAUUUCUCCUUGUAGAUUGGUUCCACUGCCACUUCCAUCAUGCCAACCGGGAAACUAUUACCAACGAACUAAGACAACGUUUCGAAAUUCUCAAGCUUCGUGCCCUCAUAAGUCGUGUGGCGCGAAGGUGCUGUUGGUGUCGAGUGACGAAAGUAUCGCCAAAACCUCCUGUAAUGGCUCCUCUACCAGAAAUACGGUCAAAACCAUUUAUCCGGCCAUUUACAUACGUGGGCAUCGACUACUUUGGACCUGUACACGUGAAGGUCGGUAGGAGUUUGGCUAAACGUUGGGUGGCACUGUUCACCUGCCUAACAAUAAGGGCAGUACACCUAGAAAUUGUCCACAGCUUAUCGACGGAAUCAUGCAUCAUGGCCAUCCGUAGAUUUGUUUCACGUCGUGGUACGCCAGCUGAAUUUUAUUCCGACAACGGGACUUGUUUCCAAGGAGCGAACAAGGAGCUAAGGAAAGAAAUUGAAACACGGAACACCGAAUUGGCCCUGACAUUUACUAGCGCAAAAACUAAAUGGAAUUUUAUUCCACCUUCUGCGCCCCACAUGGGUGGAAUAUGGGAAAGACUCGUACGUUCAAUAAAAUUGGCUGUUGGAACGAUAAUUGAAGCUCCUCGGCGACCAGAUGAUGAGACCUUAGAAACAGUGCUCUACGAAGCGGAAGCUAUGGUUAACUGUAGACCAUUAACUUACAUUCCUCUGGAAUCAGCAGAUGAAGAAUCAUUGACACCGAAUCAUUUUUUGCUUGGCAGCUCAAAUGGUGUGAAAAUACUCCCGACCGAACCUGUUCUUGAACAUGCAACGUUGAGAAGUAGCUGGAAGCUGGCACAGUACAUAACCGACCGAUUUUGGCACAGGUGGAUUAAGGAGUAUUUACCUGUGAUUACUCGUCGAUGUAAAUGGUUCGAGGAGGUGAGAGAUCUGCGAGUUGGUGAUCUAGUUCUGGCAGUCAGUGGAGUGGCAAGGAACCAAUGGAUCAGGGGACGUAUAAUCGAAAUCAUACCCGGUAGAGAUGGACGAGUUCGACAGGCGUUAGUGAAGACGUCGACCGGAGUGCUGAGAAGGCCGGCGAUGAAACUUGCGGUUCUUGACGUCAUGGAUGGGUGUAAACCCGGUGACGGGUGAGCAAAUGUAUACAUCAGUUCUUCACCAGGAUUUACAGGGGGAGGUAUGUGCCGAUAGAACCCCUCGUUAUAGCGAUGCAACGUUACAUAUCGACGACAACUUCACUCGGCAUUCGAUCCAUAAAAACCAGUUCGAACGGAAACAAAACAAACAGAGAUCUUUCUAAAGACAAAAAGCGAAUAAUUGAAUCAUCGUUAAAAGCAGUGCAUCAAUUAAAAUUCUUUCCAUUUUUUCUCAAAUGAUAGUACACCAAAUUUCUUGAAGCACACAGAAACAAAUAUCGUGUUUGCUAUCGAGAGUUGGCGAAAAUCUAUCCCCAC
Toxorhynchites rutilus septentrionalis is the source of this 6471-nucleotide messenger RNA. RefSeq lists its product as uncharacterized. The record is from RefSeq and is a predicted model, not a curated record. The transcript is spliced from 3 exons. Gene Ontology annotation, biological process: DNA integration. Lineage: Eukaryota; Metazoa; Arthropoda; Insecta; Diptera; Culicidae. Bases 377 to 6151 code for a protein of 1924 amino acids. Gene Ontology annotation, molecular function: nucleic acid binding; zinc ion binding.